This is a messenger RNA of Dracunculus medinensis (Guinea worm), 324 nucleotides long. Lineage: Eukaryota; Metazoa; Nematoda; Chromadorea; Rhabditida; Dracunculidae. The record is from the annotation of a GenBank genome assembly.
AUGUUCCUUCUUUUGUUUGCCCUUACAACAUUAUGCGGAAUUGUUAAUGAAAAAGCUGAAAAUAUAAAAAUUUGCGCUAUCCCUGUAUCUGUUGCGCAAAAUCCUCCAAAUUUUUUAAUGAGACCUUCGGUACCUGUUGAGAAUUGCCAAGAUCGUGAUGCAGCAGCUUUCAGCUUAAUAAACACAACUUUAUCUCCUCCAGCAGCAACUUGCAGAGACGAAAGGCUGAACUGUGCCGCAAUUAGAACUGCACAUAGCUGUAGCGAUAUGUUUCGAACAACAAUAAUGCAACAGUGCACGAGAACGUGCGGUUAUUGCACGUAA